Messenger RNA from Mesorhabditis spiculigera, 264 nucleotides. Lineage: Eukaryota; Metazoa; Nematoda; Chromadorea; Rhabditida; Rhabditidae. The record is from the annotation of a GenBank genome assembly.
AUGCUCCUCUGGUCUUCCGGCUCAUACAUUUCCGUCUCACUACUCUCCCAAGCCCUCCGCAUCUUAAUUCACAUCUUCCUUGGUCCACAACUCGCCUUGCUGGCCGGGCUGGCCAUCGGUCAAAUUGCUCUAUUUUUAUUUCUACCAUACAAUGCAAUCCUCUCUAUCAUCUUCCUACGCCGGCCGAAGCAGCAGGAAAUGACGAUUAAUACAGUGCAGGAGCACUCAAGUACCAUCAGGGGAUCCCCGACGCAUAGUGCAAGA